CUGAAUGAAUAAGAGCUUCAGUUUGGUUAUCUGGGCUUCGAAUGAGAGAUGGGGAUCCAUUCAUUUGUUUUCUUUUUCAUCCAAGGUUCUCUCAGAAGUCUUCGCCAACACCAAAGUUCAAAGGUUUCUAUAUGUUUCCAGUCUUGCUUGUUUAUCCAUUCUUAAAGACCCACAGAGAAGACCACAGCCUGGACAAUGCUGAUCCUUGUAGAGACGAAUUGUUGCAUCUGAAGAUCUUUUCAAGCUCCUUCAUCCGUGUCCUGCCGAGUGCCAACCUGUGUCGAAUUUCUCAACUCCUAGAUUCUCAGUAAUUGAUCUGAGUUGGCAAAAGCUGUCCACCAUUUACACAUCUUCUCCAUCAGUGUCACUCCAGCACUGUAAGUUUCAUGAGGCAGUUCUGUGAAAAUGUCCUGCGUUAAAGAGGAAUGUGAGGACAUCAGCGUCAUGGAGGCGUCUGGACUGAAGACUGAAGACGAGGAGAUGAAGAAAGAACAAAGUUUCCAAGAUGACAUUAAAGAGGAGUUCAAACAGGAAGUGAAGUCAUUUGAGGAUGAAUAUUGUGUGUGGAAAUCUCAGCAAACUGGUGAUUGUGAAGAGAACAGUGAUUCCCCCGAUCAGAAAGAUCACCUGAGAAUUCAUACCGGAGAAGAAGCUUUCAGCUGUUCACAGUGUGGGAAGAGCUUCACCUCUGAGAGAGCUCUGAAAUGUCACAUGGACGUCCAUGACGGAACGAGACCUCAUCAGUGCUCUGAGUGUGAAAAGAGUUUCAAACUUCCAAGAGACUUAAGACGACACAAGAAGAUUCAUACUGGAGAAAAGCCAUUCACCUGCUCUAAAUGCGGUAAAGGUUUUACAACCUCACAAAACCUUAAAGUCCACAUGACAGUACAUACUGGGAAAAAAGCCUUCAUCUGCACUCAGUGUGGAAAAGGUUUUUCAUCACCAAGCUACCGUAAAACCCACAUGAUGAUUCAUACUGGAGAAAGGCCUUUUACCUGCACUGAGUGCGGAAAACAUCUUUUAACGUCAAGCCUCCUUAAAGUCCACAUGAGGAUUCAUACCGGAGAGAAGCCAUUUACCUGCUCUGAGUGCGGAAAAGGCUUUUCGAUUUCAAGCCACCUUAAAACCCACAUGAUGAUUCAUACUGGACAGAAACAUUUUACCUGCACCGACUGUGGAAAACAGUUUUUAAGGUCAAGCCUCCUUAAAACCCACAUGAUGAUUCAUACCGGAGAGAGACAUUUCACCUGCGCUAUGUGCGGAAAACAAUAUUUAAGGUCAAGCCACCUUAAAACCCACAUGAUGACUCAUACUGGAGAAAAGCCUUUUACCUGCACUCAGUGUGGGAGGGGUUUUGUGAGUUUUGCAGAGUUAAAAGCACACCACGGGAUUCACACUGGAGAUGGGUCUUGUGCCUGUCCUCUGUGCGGAAAGACCUUGAGGCAUAAGACGAGUCUCAAAUUCCACAUGAUGAUUCAUACUGGAGAAAAGCCGUUUUCCUGUUCCGAGUGCGGAAAAGGUUUUACAAAAUCAAGCCACCUGAAAGCCCACAUGUUGAUUCAUACCGGAGAGAAGGCUUUUUCCUGCACUCAGUGUGGGAAGAGCUUUUUUACAUCAUCUCACUACAAAACCCACAUGAUGAUUCAUACUGGAGAAAAACCAUUUGCCUGCUCUGAGUGCAAAAAAGGUUUUGCAAAAUCAGGUGACCUUCAAAGACACAUGAUGAUUCAUACUGGAGAAAAGCCUUUUACCUGCUCGGAGUGCGGAAAAGAUUUUACAUUGUCAGGUCACCUUAAAACCCACAUGAAGAUUCAUACUGGAGAAAAGCCUUUUGCCUGCACUCAGUGUGGAGCAAGUUUCAGCACUCCAAGCGCCUUAGCAGGUCACCAGUACAUACAUACCGGAAACAAACCCCAUCAGUGCUCACAGUGCGAGAAGAGCUUUGUACGUGUUUCAGAUUUAAAACUACAUCAAACAGUUCAUACUGGAGAAAGACCUUUCAUCUGUUCCCAGUGCGGUAAGACAUUUAGAAUGAAGAGAAGCCUUCAACUCCACAUGAUGAUUCAUACUGGAGAAAAGCCUUUUGCCUGUUCUGAGUGCGGAAAAGCUUUUUCAAAUGCAAGACACCUGAAAUCCCACAUCAUGAUUCAUACCGGCGAAAAGCCUUUUACCUGCACUCAGUGUGGAAAAGGUUUUUCAACAUCAACUCAUUACAAAUACCACAUGAACACUCAUACUGGAGAAAAGCCAUACACCUGCACUGAGUGCGGAAAAAGAUUUUCAAAAUUGAGCGACAUUAAAAGACACAUGAUGAUUCAUACUGGAGAGAAGCCAUUUGUCUGUUCUAAGUGCGGAAAAGGUUUUUCAGUAUCAAGUCACCUUAAAAGCCACAUGGUGAUUCAUACACAGGAACAGCUCUUUAACUGCUCUCAGUGUGGAAAGUCUUAUAAGAGUCAGAAAGCAUGUCAGAACCACAUGAUGGUUCACACACAGUGAAGCCUUUUUGUUCAGCAUGAGGGUUCAUGAAGCAGAAGAAUCUUUGGAUGAAUUGGUGGAGAUGUGCCUGCCUCUGCAACUAUGCAGAAAUUUUAAAUUAUCAUAUAUAACAUACUUAUCUGGAUAAAUAAUUGUGUUUAUUUAAGUCAUUUAAUGCUUACGGUACACUAUAUGGCCAAAAGCAUAUGUGCACCUGACCAUCACACCUGUAUGAGCUUGUUG
Colossoma macropomum (tambaqui) is the source of this 2718-nucleotide messenger RNA. Its product is annotated as oocyte zinc finger protein XlCOF6-like. The record is from RefSeq and is a predicted model, not a curated record. NCBI's taxonomy places the organism in Eukaryota, Metazoa, Chordata, Actinopteri, Characiformes, Serrasalmidae. Gene Ontology annotation, molecular function: DNA-binding transcription factor activity, RNA polymerase II-specific; RNA polymerase II cis-regulatory region sequence-specific DNA binding. The coding region runs from base 406 to 2496 and encodes 696 amino acids. Gene Ontology annotation, biological process: regulation of transcription by RNA polymerase II; central nervous system development. The transcript has 3 exons. Gene Ontology annotation, cellular component: nucleus.